This is a messenger RNA of Tripterygium wilfordii, 985 nucleotides long. Its product is annotated as pentatricopeptide repeat-containing protein At2g33680-like. The record is from RefSeq and is a predicted model, not a curated record. Lineage: Eukaryota; Viridiplantae; Streptophyta; Magnoliopsida; Celastrales; Celastraceae. The transcript has a single exon. Bases 193 to 717 code for a protein of 174 amino acids. Gene Ontology annotation, biological process: RNA modification. Gene Ontology annotation, molecular function: RNA binding; protein binding.
GCUACAGCCUAUGAGAGUACGAAGAUGCUAUGAGCCUAUGAGAGCAUUUAGCUCUAUGGUUUUCGAGCAGGUUAAGGUGGAUGGAUUUACCCUUACAAACAUUGUUUCUGCUUGUGCUAAUGCUAGGAAUUUGGGAUAUGGUCGAAAGUUGGGCAAAAGGUGGAUGCUCACUUGGGCUCCUCGUUGAUUGAUAUGUGCAGCAAAUGUGGAAACUUGAAUGAUGCUGGGAUGAUUUUUAGAGAAACUAAGAGUCCAGAUGUCAUCAUUUGGACUUCCAUGAUAUCUGCCUGUGCUUUACACGGGAAAGGGGAGGAGGCUUUGCAAUCAUUUGAUAAUAUGAUCACUGAAGGAACUGGACCUAAUGAGAUUACGUUUGUAGGGGUUUUAACUGCAUGCAUCCAUACAUGGCAGCUUGAAGAAGGCUGGAGAUAUUUCAGCUUGAUGAAAGAAUACAGCAUCAAGCCUGGAAUUGAGCAUCUCACUUGUAUGGUUGAUCUUUAUGGUCGCACUGGCCACUUGACUAAGGUGAAGGAGCUCAUUGAUGAAAAUGGUAUCUCGCAUCCGACUGCAGUUUGGAGGUCAUUUAUCUCUUCUUGUUUCCUUCACAAAAAUGGGGAGAUGGGAAAAUGGGUCUCGGACCAUCUGAUGCAGUUCCUCAUGUUUUAUCAUCAAAUUUAUUUGCUAACAGUCAUAGUUGGGAAGAAGUGGCUAGAGUGAGGACUUUGAUGCAACAGAGAGGGGGUUAACAAAGUCCCUGGUCAAUCUAGGAUCUAACUGAAGAAUUAGGUCCAUACUUUUGUCCCCACCAAAAGAAUUUAAAGCAUAUUGAUUCUUGGAUGAGCUAAUUGGAAGACUGAAGGAAAUUGGGAGCUCAUCUGAUAUGUACGCCAAGAACAAGGAGAAGUGCUUUUAUCCCCAAUGACGAAAAUCUUGCAAUUGCUUACAGCAUCAUCCAACACUGAGGACACCUACUUGCAAGACCAUC